This is a messenger RNA of Neolamprologus brichardi, 7681 nucleotides long. It is a transcript of the gene fbxl19, whose product is annotated as F-box and leucine rich repeat protein 19. The record is from RefSeq and is a predicted model, not a curated record. NCBI's taxonomy places the organism in Eukaryota, Metazoa, Chordata, Actinopteri, Cichliformes, Cichlidae. Gene Ontology annotation, molecular function: protein binding; zinc ion binding; DNA binding.
GAGGCUGAAGCAGCGCGCGAGCUCUGCGGUCACCUGCAUGAUGUCAUCAAUGCGGGGUUAAACGUGCCGCGAGCCACCGGCCGAUUCACGACACUGAACCGAAUCACGCGCAGCACCGCAGCCUCGCGCCACACAAUAGAGUCGCAGAACAAUAGCCGCGCGCGGCGCUGCUUUUCCAGCCUACGACGGCGAACGGGCCUAGUUCGUGCGGAGGAGUAUCACCGGGAACGCGUUGAAAGCGCCGCGCUGCGGCGAGAACGGGCCGUUGUGUGUAUUUUGGAGCCCCUCGGGAGGAAGAGCCGCGGAGCACGCGGAACGCGCUGCGGGGGGAGAGCGAGGCGGACCGAGUGCAGAGAGAGAGGCGGACAGAGAGAGGAGUGAAUGGGCACGACUGCGCCCUCCGCCUCACCGAUAUCCAUCCGUUCUCUACCGACACAGUUAGACCACCGCGGUCCUUCAGGCAGGCCAGCCCGGAGAACCGGAGCCAGCGGCAGCCAGCGGGAUGGCAUGCGCAUGAAGCAGCGGCGGGCGAAGAAACAAGGAAGCGGACGGCUAGCUGCGCUCAGCACGGGCUAACGUGGGCUGAUUGUUGGCGGAUACCGAUUCUAAUGAGCGACCCAGGAGCAUGCGAGCUGAUUCAGAGAGCUGACUUGUUCGGUGAUGUCGGGCAGUAAGGCGCUGGGCGGGGGGGCCGGCGGGGGGGCGAGGCGCAGGCGGACGCGGUGCCGGCGCUGCCAGGCCUGCAUGAGGACGGAGUGCGGCGAGUGUCACUUCUGCAAGGACAUGAAGAAGUUUGGCGGGCCCGGUCGCAUGAAGCAGUCCUGCCUCCUGAGACAGUGCACGGCGCCGGUGUUGCCUCACACAGCCGUGUGCUUUGCGUGUGGAGAGGCGGGGAAGGAGGACACGGUGGACUCAGAGGACGAGAAGUUCAGCCUCUCGCUGAUGGAGUGCACCAUCUGCAACGAGAUCAUCCACCCCAGCUGCCUCAAGAUGGGCAAAGCUGAAGGAAUCAUCAACGACGAGAUCCCGAACUGCUGGGAGUGUCCGAAGUGCCACAAGGAGGGCAAAACCAGUAAGGACCAGGCGGACGGCUCGGGCAAACGCAGGCUGGAUAAUGGCGAGGUGGGCCGGUGGAAGCUCACCGAUGACCCGCCUCCUAAAAAGAAAGCCCCACCCACCUCAGAGGAGGGCGGGCACAAGAGGAAGAAGGAGAAGGAGCUGCCUGCGGACAGCGGGCCCAAGAAGAAGAUGAAAGGAGGCCACGAGAAGCGCCUGAAGAAGAAACCCAAACAGGAGGCGGCGGAGUCCAAUGGCCCCUCCUCCUCUGGGGGCGGAGCCUCAGGGGGGCAGGGUUCCUCCACCUCAUCUUCCUCGCAGCCCGGAGGAGGCGGCGGUGUGGGCGGGACGUCGAGCGCCGACCAGCGUUCCCAUCACAGAGAGAAACUGGAACGAUUCAAGAGGAUGUGCAUGCUGGAGCGCCGGCCCUCCUCCUCCUCGUCCUCGUCCUCCAGCUCAGAGUCCGACUCGGAGUCCGACUCCGACGACUCCCUGAGGGGGGAGCAGGGGAGGGUGUCUUCCCCGUCCUCGUCCUCGCCGGCCCCGCCCCCUCCCGUCGUCUACAGCAACAGCAGCGGCAGUCGGGCGGAGCGGGAGAGAAGGGAGAGGGAGCGGCGUCUGGCCGAGCUCGGCUUCAGUGCCAGCGAGGAGUCGGAGGGCGAGGGAGGGAGGGGCGAGGAGGACGAGCGGGAGGACGAGCCGGCGGGGGGAGACAAGUCCCGUCGGAGAGGGGAGGCGGGGCUGUCUCAGAGGGGACGCAAAGGCGGGCUGAUGGAUGGAGAGGAUGACGACACGCCCACUUUGGACAGGACCAGGAAAAACUCCGCCUCCCUGCCCCCGCCCUCGCCGCUGUCCUCCAGUCAGAUGGCUCCAUCCUCGCAGCACGACGGCUUCACAGGGAAGCAGCGCAGCAACGGGCAGGAGGCGCGCAACGGACGGACACGUGGAGGCACGGGGGGAGGAGGGGGCGGGGAGAAGGAGAACGCCAGCGGAGCUCUGACCAAUCACAGACACGGUGGAGCGGGGGGGACCAAAGGUAGCGGCAACCGUGGCAACAAGAUCCGAAACAACAAGAACCAGACGUCUCGAAACAGCUCCUCCUCCUCCUCAAUCCCCACCUCCAACGGCGGGGGGGGCGGGGCCAGCGGACUCAUGAUGUCAGCCAUGGCGGCGUCCCCCUGCUCGCAGCCGUCCCGCCUCGGCCCUCGCUCUCAGAUGAUGAAGCGCAGCCCGCCGGCCGUACCCUCGCCUCCCCGCCCCGUGCAGAUGGAGAGGCACCUGGUGCGUCCCCCGCCGGCGUGCCCCGAGCCCAGCUGCCUGCCGCUGGACUCUGGCACCGCCCACAUCAUGACACGGGACGUGUGGCUGCGAGUCUUCACCUUCCUGAGUCACAGAGAGCUCUGCGUCUGCAUGAGGGUCUGCCGCACCUGGAGCCGCUGGUGCUGCGACAAGAGGCUGUGGACUCAGAUCGACCUGAGCCGGCAGCGCUCCAUCACCCCCCCCAUGCUGAGCGGCAUCAUCCGCCGGCAGCCCGUCUCCCUCAACCUGGGCUACACCAACAUCUCCAAGAAACAGCUGAUGUGGCUCAUCAACCGCCUGCAAGGUCUGCUGGAGCUGAAUGUGUCGGGCUGCCCGUGGGCGGCGGUCUCCGCUCUGUGUCAGGCCGUGUGCCCCUGCCUGAAGCUGCUGGACCUCAGCAGAGUUGAGGACCUCAAAGACUCUCACCUGAGAGAGCUGCUGGCGCCCCCACCUGACACCAGGACAGCCCACGGGGAAACCAGAGCGGGGCGUUUCCAGAAUGUGACAGAGCUGCGUUUGGCGGGUUUGGACCUGACGGACGCGUCGUCCCGCCUACUGAUGCGCUACGUUCCUCACCUGGCCAAGUUGGACCUGAGCCACUGCGGGAACAUCACCGACCAGACGGUGCACACGCUCACCUCCCACAUCUCCCCCCUGAGAGAGAGCCUCACCCACAUCAACCUGGCAGGUUGUGUUAAGGUGACGGAGCAGUCCAUCCCGCUGCUGCGCCGCUGCACCUCCCUGCAGACGGUCGACCUGCGCUCCUGCUCGCUCCUCUCCUCUGAGACCGGACAGCUGCUCUCCUUCCCCUCCAAUGCCACCUCCUCCUCCUCCUCGUCUUCUUCCUCUGCUACCACCACCGCCAGUGUCGCCGCUACAUCCUCCUCCACGCCUGCCGCCUCCUCCUCCUGUCCUCCUGAAGACAGAACGCUGCUAAAGAACAGCUAAAGUCCGCCUUCAUGUCAUGUGACACUCGCGUUCAGGUGGCCCGUGCGCCUCGCUCCUCGUUACACUACAGACAGGUGAGGAGGAGGAGGAGUCGCUCCUGACACUGGAAGAGGAGGAGGGACGUAUUUUGGGAAAAAGUUGUUGGUUAUAGUUAAAUAGAAACCCUGAGCAUGUAUAUAUUUGUUCUCUGUAUAAUUUGGGUGUGUGUAUAUAUCUGUAGGUUACUGUAAAUGACCCCUGACCUUUGAACCAUCAUCCCACACCUCCUUAAACUCCCCCAUCUCCUUCCUUUCCGUCCUUCCACCCUGCGACCGAUCAUCACGCCGGUCAGCUGCUCGUCGAGCGAACUCGUCGAGCGAACUCGUCGAGCAAACGCGCCGCGCUCCGUCUGUGCAGGUCAAGCUUUCCCUCUGCUUCCUGUCUCACAGCAUCGUCCGCCUUUAUUUUCUCGUUUCCCGCCUGAAGCGUCACUGACCUCACACUACACUUUUCAUGUCCUCUGCACACGCCACAAAUCCAUCGACCGUCAAAGUUCAUUCAGACUGACCUUCACUGAACUCGUCACGUUUCAGCCGCUCGCUGCUGAGCGACUCAAACUCGGGCAGAAACCAUCAAUCGACUGUUUCUGGCACCUCUUGUGGUUUCUCUCUCCAAGUUUGCCGUGAUUUGAGUAAAGACUUAAACACGCUCACAGCAGGUCAUCGCUGAUUUAGUUUCGUUUCUUCUAUUUGACCUCUGACCUCACCGAUGACUCCCCUGUAAAUACAAACAGCUGAGUGCGUAUGAAUCGAUUAAUUGCCCAAAAGAUCAGAAAGAGUUUGUCACUAGUUUGGUUUGGUCCAACACACCGUCCACGAUGUCACCGUGACCGACCGACAUCGGGAAGGAACCAGAGGGAAAAUGGCGAGGGAUGGAUUCCUGCUGACGCUCGUAUUGGGUCGUUCACGUAGGCGAACCUCGAGUGUCGUUUUCGUAACACUGAUUUCUGCUGCUCUGCAGCUUCAGGCGGCACAGUUUUCUUUUAACGAGACCAUGAUGAAUGUACUACAAACACCACGAUGGAGCCGACGUCCGUGUUCGCUGGCUCAGUUUCACCUGCAGUCUGAGCAGGCUGUGGAAGCGUCCGCACCGCCCGACUGACUCGAUUUCAGACUAAGAUCGUGCUGUCAGAGUCCCACCACCCGCCGAAAAUUGGCGCCAUCUUCCUGUUACGCCCCAGCAGGUCCUCCAAGUUCCUAAACCGUGACGAAAUCUUCUGCAGUCAAAACGGAGGCGUGGCUUUCCUUAGCGCGCAGGCGACCUCCGUCAGCUGACGACAUGAGGACAGCCGUGUCUUAGCUGCUUUAAACGUACCGACGCGGUCCACAGGGGGCCGUCCUUCAGCUCCUAAUAUUUGAUGUUCCGCUCCAAGACUCAUCUUAGGUCAACGUGUGGAAGAACGUGGUGGAAAUGAGUUUUGAAGGUGAAGCAGGGAUCAGUGCUGAUUUAAAAACCUCUCUGUAGCUCCGCCCGCUCGAUCAGCCGCUGAGACUGGUGGGAGGCGGAGCAAGGCUAGUGGUCUCCCCACGCUUCCGGUGUUCGUGCCCAGCGAGGCUGCAAACUUCACGUGUGGUACUAUUAAAGGAGUCUUCCUGUAUCGCAGGUGAGCUUUGGCCAUGUGUGGGUUGUUCAGGUGUUCCUCCCUCUGAGCGUGAUCAGACUGGUCACGCUGUUUGAAACUGAGCCUCAAUCAUCCCCCUUUGAUUUUACACCCUGUGUCCAUCACCUUCGAUCAGCUUCCUCUGAUCAAUCAUCAGUUUUCUCAGGAGUAUUUGUUGUCUUUGAUUUUCUGUUUUCUAUUUAUUUUGUGCCACAGCAGCGCUUCCAUCUGCUCCGAUCGGAGACAUUCCUGUUUUUGGCUGCUCGCGCUCCAUUUGAUCAGCUUCCUGUCGUUGCAUCGUUCAGAUUACUUUGAGAAAUACGAAUCUGUUUGCUGAAGAAACCUAUUUCUGCCAGGAAAGAAAAACAUGGAUGAACAGUCCAAAAUCGAGUUCGCAGAAGCACGUCUGGACUUGUUUUAUAAAUCGUGUGUGUGUGUGUGUGUGAGUGAGAGAUGCUUUUGUUUUAAGAAUCUUAAUUUAGCAUAGACUUAUUUUAUCAUAUCCCUAAUUUUUCUUGUGAUCUGCCAUCAGUUGAUCUUGUUUCUUGUCGUGUUCUUGACUCGUCUCAGGUUAUUUCUUAAUUUUAGUCACUCUGUAGUUGCGACUGAGAAAAUUAAGUUGAUGACUUUGGGUCUUAAGUUGUUUCAUUCAUGAAGCGUUUGUUUUCUUGGCUUAAAUGGGCUUCGGUUGUUUCUUGUGGGCGUCAGUUAUGAAAAAGCAUUCAGUUGUAUUUGACUCAAAGGUUUUUGUUUGUUUGUUUUUCCCGUGUUUCCAUGGAUAAAAGCAGGGAAUUUCAAUUAUAAAGUCGCACAGAUGUUUCAUAAAUCACGUCCAGAUACUCAGCUGUAAAUGUUGGGUUUAUUUUUCUUAAUGUAUGUGAACUGCCUGAGUUUCCUCUGGGUGGAGGGUGGUGUUAAAAAUGUUUUUUUUUUAUUUUAUAAUGUUUGUAUUUUAAGGUGUACACGUCUGCGACACAUCAAAUGGUCGAUCAAAUCACAGCGGUUUUAAUGACUAAAACUUACUUUUCAGGGUAGACUAGAGUAAAUGGAUUGCCUUGAACCAGCUGGCAAGUUGGUUAGCUGCAGUCAGUGCUGCUUUACCUCCGCUGCUCAAAUAUCACUCAAACUAUUCAAACUAGUGGACAACAACGUCAAAUUAGUGAAAACGUCCUCUAGCUAGCCACACAUUAGCGACAAUACCCUUUUUAAUUUAGGGAUUUAUUGUUGUUAGUCAGCUAACACGCUAACACUAGCUCUUUAAGGAUAAAAAUAAAAACUAAAGAAUUAUUGAGUAAAUUGCAUGGAGCAAAAUAGCUAAUAAUAUAAUGUUGGUACUUACAUGAGAAUCUAGACAGGAAUAUUAAAAACUGAGGGCGGGAAAUAAUUUGUCAAGUUAAUUUAUAACCGCUAAAGAUAACAGAAUUAGUUUUAGCUAGCUAAAUUAUUACAGUAUAAACUUAAAAAAAACAUACUUUUUAAGGGAGAUUUUUAUUUAUCAAUAAGCUAACAAGCUAAUUCUGUUUAAUUUUAGCUUUGAAACUUGUCAGGAAAAUUCCAAAAUAAGCAGGAAAAGGGUCGGAUUUAUCAGGCUAGCUGAAGGUAACUGCUAACGCUGUAGAGGUUUAUGGUUGGCUGGCUAAGAACACCUGAUACUGUUAAAGUUUAAAAAAAGAAAAUGAGCGGGAAAACGGCUACAUUCUUUAGGCUAGCUCAGACGACCUAAAAACCCAGAGGUUUAGCUAACAUUGAUUCAGAACUUGGUCAGAAAAAUAAACAUGGAGGAAAAAAUUAAACAGGUCUACAAGUUUAGGUUUUGUUUUUUGUUUUUUUACAUGAUUACAUUUUCAAGCUAAUUGGUGUUAGCUUGUUGGUUUAGAAUAAAGUGUUCACAUACUUCUGGGGACAUGAUCAUAACUGUUUACUGUCUGCUAUUAGUCAUUUUCUGCUGUUUGUUUUAAAUAUGUUAACCGUUGCCCGUGUUCAAUUCUUAGGGAAAAAAUGCAGCGUCAGCACCUUCUGUUAGUUGGUAUGAGUGAAUAUUGCAGCGCUGCAGCCGAGGUAUCGCAGUGUUUCCUGCAGCAGUGCAUUGACUUUGGGCUGCUACCGGCUGUGAAAUAAAAGUAUUAUGGGUAAAUUUGAAAUCGCCUGUGACGCCUUGUUGUGCCAUAAACGCAUCAGAUCAACUGUCAGCAUGUGAAUGGGUCAUUUUUUAAAAUCUCUUAUUUUUUUCUAUUUGUUGAGUUGUUGUUUUCUUUUGUUUGUUUGUUUGUUUUUCCGUGGGGGUGGUGUGCUCUCUGCCGCUUCAGCUAGCAACAAAUGAGGAGGUCAAAUGUGAUUGGACGAUAAUUGCUAAGUAAUGAAAACUGUUUUCCAGUCGGACACCUGCGCUCUCCUCGGGAUCUUAGUAAAAACUGAAUCAUGUGGUGUUUGAUAUCUUUUUCUUUUUUCUUUUUUUCUUUUUAAAGAUGCACUGGAUCAUCAUCUUCAUCCCCACCUUUUGCCAAAUGUAGUUUUUGUUGUGAAAAGGGGCAUUUUUAUCCUGUUUUCCCUCUGUUGGGUUCUUUUUAUACUUUGUCCAUGACUCUUCCAUUGUGUUGAUGUUUAAAAAACAAAAGGAAAAAAAAAAAGAGGAAGAUGUUGGAACAAACGGUAAAUAGACACAAAAGACCAACUCAAGGCAGCUACGUAUGAGUGACUACUGUAAAAUGACUAAUAAAGAAGCAAUGGGUUUGUUUUUCA